AAAACUUGUGCCAUCUGCCUUUGGUGUCUACUGAUUGUUGGAUGCUUAUUUCUUUAGGAUUUUCCAACCAUAUAUUUAUUGGUUCAAAGAUUUAUUUUGUUGUAUUCGAUCUGCGGCGAUAUUUUCUUCCCAUGGCAUGAACAUUUUUUACAAAGUCAUCAAAUGGCGCGGCAAAUCGCCGUAAGGGACCAAGACGUCGAACUUGAUAGUCUCUCUGGUGGUGAUCAGGCUUCUACUGUAUCUUCAACUCCUUCUGAUAUCCAGAGAUGGCAUCAGUACAACGAACGCUCUGGUCGAGUUGGUGGUUCGGAUGGUUUUAAGGACUCAGAGCCUGCAUAUAGAGCUUCAGAUACCAGUAGUGUAGACGAAGAUAGAGAAACUUCUAGAAGAGAACUUGAAAGGAGAGCUUGGGAAGCUCUGCAAGCUGCCAGGUCCAAACCAGUAGCUUUUGCUGUUCGCACCAAUAUUGCAUAUGAGGGCAGUGAAGAUGAUGAUUCACCAGUACAUGGUGCUGCAGUUUCAUUUAAUGUCAAGGAUUUUCUGCAUGUAAAAGAGAAAUUUAAUGAUGAUUGGUGGAUAGGGCGUGUUGUCAAAGAAGGCUGUGAUAUUGGAUUCAUUCCAACACCAAGUAAAUUAAAAUCCCUUCAACAAGGAGGACCUUCAAUGAGUGGCCGUCCAAGCCGUGGCUACUCAAAGUCAGGAAGCGUUUUUCAAUUUGGUGAUAUGGUUAAUCAAGCCCAGUCCCCCACAAACACAUCACCUUCACGACAUUCAUCUACAUCAGUUGAUGCAGAAAAUGGCAUGGAAUAUGAAGAGGAACAGCAGAGUCCAACGAGCCCCACAAGUAAAACAUUACCUAGGUCUGCAUCAGGAACUACAGUGUCUUCGCAGACUGCUACAGGUCAGCAGACAAAAGCAAAAAAAGCAUUUUUUAAAAAGCAAGAGCAACUACCUCCCUAUGAUGUGGUCCCGUCAAUGAGACCUAUAGUUUUAGUAGGACCAUCAUUGAAAGGCUAUGAGGUAACUGAUAUGAUGCAAAAGGCUUUGUUUGACUACAUGAAGCAUCAGUUUUCAGGGAGGGUGUUAAUAUCACGUGUCACUUCGGAUAUCAGCCUCGCUAAGCGCUCCAACUUGGCUAAUCCCAGUAAAAGAAAUAUAAUAGAAAGAAGUAACAGUAAAAAUUCUGGAUUAGCGGAAGUACAGCAAGAAAUCGAGAGAAUAUUUGAACUGUCGCGUGGUCUUAACCUGGUUGUUUUGGAUUGUGAUACAAUUAACCACCCAACACAACUGGCCAAGACAUCGCUUGCUCCUUUAUUAGUUUACGUCAAAAUAACUGCUCCUAAGGUUCUUCAACGGUUAAUUAAAACACGUGGUAAAGCGCAAUCAAGGGCUCUUACAGUUCAACUUGUUGCAGCAGAAAAAUUAGCACAGUGCAGCGAGGAAAUGUAUGAUCUCGUGCUCGACGAAACACAACUGGACGACGCUUGUGAUCACUUAGGUGAAUUUCUUGAAAGUUACUGGAGAGCAACUCAUCCUCCGAAUCAGCCAGGUAGCAGACCUCCAAACACACAACAGUCCUCUUCAAUGCCUCAAUACAAUGUGAUUGAAGGUGGUGAACGGCCUAGUGUCUAUUUAUAGGGUCUGGGCUGGCUGUGUUGUGCAGAACGUGAAAUAAAUGGAACCUAUUUUCCACGCAUGCUUGUUUCUAAUCGCGUGAUCCAAACACAUCAUUCGUCAUUCAUUACUGUCGUCAGUCUUUCGAGUUCAAAUUAAAUCUACGAUGUAAUGUGGCUGGCCGCCGCAAAUGACUGCGGAUUGUUAAUUGCGGCGACAAAAUCCAUUCUCCACUGCACUUUUAUGGAACAUUACUUGCCUGGUAUAUUUUCUACGAUAAACUAUAUAUCCAGGAAAACUAAGGCAUCUAUCAGCUCCAUGCAAUGAACGAAUUUUUGUAUCCAGCAACAGAGUUCCUUACCAGAAAUGGGAAUAUGAUGUAGGCAGAGACUGAAUCAUGUUCGGUAUGGCUUCAAACUAAACAUAGCCUCGCUAGAUAAUGGACUAGUCUAUUUAAAAAAAAAGAAACAAAAUUUGAACCUUAAAGCAAUGGCAUACUACUUGAUACUCUAUGUUCAAAUCUUGUUCAUGUCUUUAGACCAAACUAUGUGAAAGCCGUACCCAAAGGACUUAAAGUGUCACCGCUGCCCGGCAUAUUUGGUACUAUUUUAGUAUGAAUGAUUCAAAUGGUUCAAUAUGGUGGUAGCCUACUAAUGAUCAGGUUUUAUUUUAUUUGACCCCCACGCAUCACAGUGGAAGCCUAACAUAACCAAGUGAAUGAGGAAAUGAGUCCCGUUCAACUGGCUUAUGUGGGGUUUCCUCUGUAUCAAAGUAGGUAAUUAACAUCCAUCUCAUUGGCUGGCCUUGCCGUCCAAAAUAUUAUGAAAUUAAAGAAUGGAAAUGAGAUGUUUUUUAUCCACUUUUUCAUAUUUUCAUAACUUAUUGCAUCGAUAGAUGCAAGAUAAAUAGAAAGGCUACCAUCUAGUAGUAUUAUUAGCACUAACGAUUUGGGCAUGCUUGCCACCAUGUCAACGAUAAAGCUGCCGUAGUCAAGUUAAAAUAACUUCACCUUUCUGGUGGAGCAUGAUUUGUUUUGUAUUUUUCAUUAUUAUAAAUCAAGAGAGCAUAGAUAAGAGAAGGAAACUUCUUAAUAACGCGUGCGCUAUGUAGAUUUCCGGUUGGGCUAUUUUUAGUAACCGGAUGCAGUUUAAAUUUCGCCUUACCUUACUCCUGUGUGUCAUCAACUUACGCGCGCGCGCACUUACCGUUUAUCGUUUUUAUCGCUAAAAACGAAACGGAAAAAGAGCGCGCGCUCAAAGGGAUGACGCACGGGAGUAGGGUAAGGCGAAAUUUAAACUGCAUGCGGUUACCAAAAAUAGCCCAACCAGGGUGUUUACGUGGCGCGCCCGUUACUAAAAAGUUUCAUUUUAUUAUUAAUACCCUCUUGUAUAAAUCUAUAAAACUAAUUAGAGUUUAGCGGCCAGUGCAUAGGCGUGUUCAAACCCGCCAGUAUUUAAUGUAAUAUAAUUUAAAGCAGGUACGGUUUUUUGGGAUCCGAUUUAAAAUGAUAUCUUACUGAAGUAUCUGUAGCAGUGCGCCCUGGAUGCAGCAAACUAAAAAUGAAAGGCUCGGAAUAAAACAAACGGUUUGGAAUGGAGAGAGAGAAAUUUUCGAUUGUCUUGGCUGUACUUGGUAAAUAAUGACAAAAUUCGAAUUUUGAACUUAUUAAGUAGGAAAGCUUUUGUAAUAUAACAAUUUUGUUACGUUUGGUUUUCUUGACUCGAAUACCUUAGGCCAAACAAUAGGCAUUAUAGUUGGUUAAAAUACGCCAAUGGAAUUUUAUUGAACUGUAAAAUGACCACUAGGCUGAUCUAAGUAAGUCAGGCCACGGCUAAUUCACAAAUGGAAAUUUAGCACUGACUAGGAAGAAAAAUCCUAGUUAAAGUCCAGAUAAGACCCUUUGCAGCACUUCGGAAUACAGCUCAAUCUGUAGGACAGAACAAUAGGUUCCUAAUUGUCAUAAAAUUGAAAUUCUUAUGUUUUAUUUUCCAAAUUGAGCUGCUUUGACGUCACAUUCAAAGGGUUUAUCAAAGGAGUGACUAAAUAUGUGUUCUGACGCGUGAUGCCGAGUCCAGGAAUCGAACCCGGAUACAAACUAGAUGCGAGAAGCGAGUGCAGUACCGCUACUUAGAUAAGAGUUAGUCUCUAAAUAAACUAUCUUAAGGUCUGGAGUUUCAUGAGCAAUGUUGGCUUCAUUACGAUCGGGCUUAUAACUGAUGUAAAGGCGGAUCAGCUUCUAAUACUGUAUUGCUCAUAUAGUACAUCUAGAUAUCCAGUAAAGUAACCAGAGUAGCAAAAUACUUCUAAUUAGUGCGAUAAAAAUAUUUUCUUCAAAACAUGGGAUGGGCAGAUAAGAAACCAAUAUGUUAGCAAAACUUUGUAAUUUUAGGCUUUUUAAAACAGCUAUUUGUUUAGAUAAGCUUUUUAGAUUUAGUCCUUUUUGUUUUGUCUUAAAAUUUAAACGUUACCUUGGUUUCAAUUCAAUACGUAUCUGUAGGCAUUCCUGUUGAUGCGGGAUGGAAGUGCAUCCCAAUGUUCUGUGGAUGCAACUCGGGAACAGCAAGCUUGAUUCGUCAGAAAUUCAUGCAAGGCUCAUAAUUACACGGAAGUGGUUUUAUACUUAAAUGGUUUUUUAAAUGAAAUCGAGUUUUGAGGAUUUUCGCGGUUUUAAGCUGGAUGGAAACCAUAUUCAUGUUGACUAUGUUUUGUCAAUUUGUUUUUCUAAAAUCAGCCCGCUGAAACCACGAUUUCCCCCUGAUUCCCCUAUUCUACCUAAUCUAUUUAUAGAACCAAUUCCGUGUGAAUGGGGCAGUCGAUUCUCUUUGUUCUCUAUGACUUUAUGAAUCAAAAAUAACCUCUCACUUUCUAUAAAAUUCACAGCUUAUAGUAUGGAGUAGAAAAGUCUACAAGAAUGAACUCCUUUUGAUGCCGUGAAAUAUUCUAACCAAUACUAUUUAAUAGUUACUAAUAUCUUGCUUAUUCCAAUAAAACAACGUAAUCUAUUGAAA
Messenger RNA from Actinia tenebrosa (Australian red waratah sea anemone), 4622 nucleotides. Its product is annotated as voltage-dependent L-type calcium channel subunit beta-1. The record is from RefSeq and is a predicted model, not a curated record. Gene Ontology annotation, biological process: calcium ion transmembrane transport. Gene Ontology annotation, cellular component: voltage-gated calcium channel complex. Lineage: Eukaryota; Metazoa; Cnidaria; Anthozoa; Actiniaria; Actiniidae. Gene Ontology annotation, molecular function: voltage-gated calcium channel activity; protein binding.